Molecule: messenger RNA, 16400 nt
Organism: Lymnaea stagnalis (great pond snail)
Lineage: Eukaryota; Metazoa; Mollusca; Gastropoda; Lymnaeidae
Source: the annotation of a GenBank genome assembly
AAAAAGUUUAUUAAUGAAUUAAAAUAUUUAAUCUUAAAGACUUUAGCGUCUAAUCAUCCCAAACAUUUUUAAUAAAUUAUCUAUCAGUUUAUGACUACAUUUAUGAUCUACUUUUAACGAAAAAAGUUGUUAACACAUUGUUCCUAAUUGGCUUUUAACUUUGGAGAAAUGUGGCCCAGUAUGCUCUGAGGUCACCAGUUACCACAUUUUGUAAGUUUCUAGGAGAAGGACAUGGAAGAUUACGCACGUGAACCAUGGUAAUAGAUUGACAGUUAUUAUUAGUAUUGAGUGUAUAUAUAAUUUAAGCAAAAUGGCAGAACCUAUAUUGUAUUCGAAAUUGUUAAUUUUACUUGAAAAAUAAAUACAUCUGUAAUUGCGUCAUACUCGACUGACCACUACUAAGAAGUUACUUUAAUUAAUUUUAUAAUAUUAAGUCUAUGUCUAUCAUUUUCAUAAUCUCAUAUCAUAAUGAUUUGAAUGAUAGUCCUAGUGGCUACCAUUUAAAUAGCAAUUCCAACCGUAACAAUUCAAUUGUGUUCAUAACUUAAUGCUUUAGUAGUAGAUAACCAAUUGUUUUAUUAGUUUUACAUAAGAAAGAUGAAAGAGACAACUAAAAAAUAGGUACUCCGUAUUGCCAGGAAACACCCGAAAAAUCAGGUUUCAUAAUUUAUCAUUUAUGGGGAAGCGUUAUACGCAGUCGGCUGCGCAUAACCCUGAGGGUUAUUCCCAGCCGACUGCGUAUAACUCUCAGGGUUAUACGCAGUCGGCUAGGAAUUUAGCCAAAUAAGGUUUAUCAAUCGCUUGUUUGGCAAAUUUUAAAAAAAAGUAUUAUGCGUAAUUAGCUGCAUGACGGGUUGUUUUGUACUAUUACUUUUAAUGUGUUAAAAUUGAAUUAAUUUUAAUUAAUAUUGAAAUUGAUGAUAGCAAUAGUAUUAGUGCUAUUAUUAGUAUUAUUGCUUGUAUCUUAUUAGGUACUUUGACACAAAAUUUAAAUAUUGUCUGAGUGUAAUGAUUAAUACACCAUUUUAAAGGGCUACCUAUAAGCUUUUUAACAACACCAAUUUCAUCAUUCUAUCUUUUAUAGAACUGGAGUUAUGUUUUUUUUUGUCGAAUUUUUUAUGCCCCUAUAUAAGCUAUAUAUGCGGCCAAAAAAACUUGUGACCCACUUUUAAUUUUUUUCCACUUUUUUCCACAUAAAUUUUUUAUUUUUCGAAAUAAUGAUACCAAAUUUUCAGUACAUAUUCUCAGUGCAAUAUACAAUGCAAUGAACAACAAAAUUUUGCCAUUAUAAAAUAAAUAUUUAUUUUUAAAAAUGAUUAUGCAAGGAAAGUAACAAAAAAAAUAUAUAUUUUUUUUUAAAUUUUAAUAAUUUUUACAUGAAAAAAAAAAUGCAGGUUUAUUCCAUUGGCAAGUAAUAACAUCAAAUAAAAUUUUAAUUAUAGUUAUUUUAUGUUCUGUUGGGAACUUGAAAAUACCUGAAAAGAAAAAUUAUUAAAAAGUAAAAAAAAAAAAGUAAAAUUUUAUUUUAUUUUUUUAAAUUUUAAUAAUUUUUUCAUUAAAAACAAAAAAAUUGCAGGUUUAUUCCAUUGGCAAGUAAUAACAUCAAAUAAAAUUUUAGUUAUAGUUAUUUUAUUUUCUGUAGGGAACUUGAAAAUGCCUGAAAAGAAAAAUUAUUAAAAUUUUAUUAUUUUUUAAAAUCAAUGGUCCACAAAAUAAACUAAUUACAUGAAAUAAAGAAAGAAAUCAGUGCUACUACUUAUUUGAUGGGACUCUGAAAACAUCCUGAAAAGAGAUAUAGAAAUUUUAUUAAUUAAAUUAUUCAAAUAUUGAGUCAAAAGACAACAACAUGGGACAUGGUUAAUGGUAAGUUUGUAAAUAAAUUACUGACAAUAAAGGUUAAACCAAUACUAAUAAUAUUUACCUGUAUGUGGUUCCUUCUGCUCAGAAGACUGCACUUCUCCAUAUUGGUUGUUGAUGCUCCCAGUUAUCGUUCCAAGUGCAGCACCUUGGUCUUCAGUGUUGUCUUCUCUCGCUUUAGUGUCUCAACCCUUACCGUCUUCCUCUUUAUGGUCUGAGUCCACACUUUCAUCUCAGGGGACCUGUGAAGUGACUUAGCAUUUAAUUUACAUUUAACAACCUUCACCUUAUUUAAAAAAAACUGGCACCAGGCUGUACACCCUUGCCUUAUGGAGUGGCAUUGAUUACAAUCAGUGCGCAACUUCUUAAGUGUUGGUGGAGCCUUUAAUUCCUGCUGAGCUACCUGUGGAAGAAACAUUUCAUCUGUUAAUGGAGUUGCAGCAUCAGAAGAGCUGGAAGGCACAAUCUUUUUUCCUUGGAAACUGGCGCACUAAAAGGCUGAAACAAAAGAUCCUGGAUUCUCAUCCAUUUUAGAGUGAAAUGCUUUUUUAAAGAUAAGAUAUCGGUAAACAAUUUUUGACACUUAGUACAUAUUCCAUUCUUAUUUGACACAUAGUUGAGAUCUUUCUUAAUAAAGACCUCAUCAAGUGCAGACACUGCAGCAAUCAUGCCCUCUUUCUUGUUGGCACAGGUGGUAUAGAAAUAGAAUCCGUAGCCAUUCUUAUACAUGCCAGUGGCUACAUCUUGGGCAAAGCUUGCCACCAAAUGAUCAAAAUCCUGAAGGGUAACAGUUACAGACAUUCUUGAUUUCGCUGGGGAAAAAAUCAAAAGAAAAUAUAGCAAUAAUUUUACUUUCAAUUUUGCGUAAUUUAUAAUAUAAAUCAUAACAAUUAUUAUUAUUAAUUAAUAUUUUCAAAAUGUUACAUUACUACAUUUUUACUAUACUAUACUAUAAAAAGAUUAUUCUUAAAAUUACAUUUCAUAUUUUAUUUAUUUAUUUAUGACUUGUCUGGUCUUUAACUAAGUUAACUAAGCCUAAUAUCAUGUUAAUGUUUAUUUAUUACUUAUACUUAGUUAAAUUUAUUACUAUUUAACUAACUAUUUUUAUUGUAUUUUGCAUUUUAAUUAUUAAUAUACAAUUCUCGGCCUUUAAAUUUAAAAAAAAAAAAAAAAAAAAAAACAAGCUUCAUCAAUCAAUGGAAUUUUUAUAAUUUUAAUCAUCAUAUCAGUUUCUGUAAUAUUUUAUAAUACUUUUACUAAUUACUAAUUUUAUUAGAUUUAUUUCGACGUUCAAAGAUUACUAAUGAUCUAAAGUAAUAAAACUAUCUUAUUGAUAAUUAAAAGUAUUAAAUUAUGGUCCCACAUUGUUAGAUGAUUAUGGUAAAAAUAUUUUUAUAGAGAAAUAUAGGACAUGGUUAAAUUGGAAUAAUAUUAUUAAUUAUAUAAUAGUAAUAUUAUUAAUUUUAUUAGUAAUAAAGUAAAGCAAUGCUCAUUAUUAUUGUGUUAUUAUAUUAUUACAUUACAUCUCUGUAGUUUAUAUUUAAUUGAUAAGACAAGAAUAGCCCUUUCCGAUAACCCAUUUUUUUUUUAAAGGGGGGUUACCACUGAUAUAUUUUAAUUUUCUUACACAUUUAAAAAUUUUUUUUUGAAAAUUCAUAACUUUUUGUUGCAAUAACCUAUCAUUACAAAGUAAAGUUAUUAUUUUGUGGGAAGGAUCACAGCAUUGGUACAGGUAAACAACUUUGUUGUACGAAUUUACACAAAAAAGUAAUAAGCUAUUAAGUACAUACCUCUGUAUGAAAUGAAACGCGUUGCCGGUCACAAUGUUUACAAUGUGGUAAAAUGGUACCAGCUUGCUCAGAAAAAUAUGCGCUCUACGUCACUGAUGACUAAAUAAUUUAUUAUUAGAAAACUGUGACGUGAAACGCAAAAAAACGAAAGCCUCGCCAAGCCGUCUGUUAUAUUGCCACAAGAGUUUUCCGUCAGUUUUCGGUCAUGCGCAAACGGUAUGCGCGAGAGGGUAUCGAUAUACCUAAUCUUAUAUAUUAUAAUUAUAAGUAUAAGUCAAAUUCUACAUUUGUUAGAUAGAGUCUAAGUCUAAGAUUUUUUAAAAGGCAUUUCCAUGGUCUAAGUCUAGUUAUGUAUUUUGAUUGAUUAGGUUUUUAUAUGUUGCUAUGACCAUGUGGUUAGUUUUACUAACUAAUUCAGGAAAUACAUUCUAUCUAUUUUUUAAAAUUUUUUAUCAUUUAUGAUUUUUUUUUUUUUUUGAUGACCUAAAUGUAACAGUUUUCAGCUUCCAUGCAAAACUAUAACUGUGUGAAAAUAUUACUUACAGUGCCCUCUCUACAGAACCCCCUGCCCCUACAGCGAUUUUUUUACUGCUACUCUCUACCCAUGAUUAUAUUUAUUACUGUACCAGAGAAACAUGAUUUUAUCUGCCACAAAAUUAGCUAACAAGUUUUAACAUUUUUUAGCCAAAACAAAAGUAAGUUGCCUAGUUGUUUUUGCUUCAUUCUCGAGAACAAACAUAGCAUCUAACACGUAUUCUUGGCUUGCCGUUGGCUGGAAUUGAACUCAAGAAACUGAGGUUUGGUCAGUUUGUACCAUUCGACCACCCAGUCACCGCAACACGAGGCACCCUUAUUGAUUGAUACUGUAAAACAGGAAGAAUAUAGACAUCACGUGACUUGCCGACUGCGUAUAACUCUCAGGGUUAUACGCAGUCAGCUGCGCAUAACCACUUCGUAAUUUAUGGCUAAGGCUAAUGUGAAGAGAAGCACCCUGACGUCAUUACGAGUCAGUUCAGGCCAACCGGUCUAAGUAGUAGUUUUACUGAUUAUCCGAAUGUAACAAUAACAAGCUGUGGAAGUGCAUUGUACAUAUUGGGGGCAUUUCUCCAUGCUAUAAAUUCCAACAUUGACCAUUAAUAAUAAAUACAUUCAAUUAUUACCUAUUGCGACACUCGGUUUUGAAAAAGCUGUUGUUGUUCGCAAUGGUGUCCCAACUUUUAAUUCUUUUGAAAAGCAUAACAUGCAUGCAUUUGACUUCGUAAACCAAAUAUAAGGAUGACUUACUGUGUGCUAAGCCCACAGUUUGCAAAAAAAAAUGUCCCAGUGCAUUUACUGCAACUCAUAUUGUACAGAUGGCAUUUCCUUGAGUCACCAUCAUGUGACAACAUUAUGAGAUUAAAGAACUGGUAUUAUUGGUACGUUGACAGUUAUCGCAGUCAUGUUCAGUAAGCUAACUAACCAUCUAAAUAAAAGAUAACUGAAGAACUGCAUUCAAGCUGUAUGAAGGAAAUAGUGGAACAAGGUAUGUGGAAGCUUGAAAAGACAUGAUAAUAAAAAGAGAAAGAGAAAACACAUCUUAUGACCAGGAGAGCUGCCAUGCUGAAAUACUUGUAUAGUCAAUAAAUUAAUAGGACUCGAAAUCCACAGUUUCUUCCGUUUGGUCAUCUUUGGACUCGAAUUGCAAGUAUUAUAUACAGUACACAGUCAUUGAUUGGUGUUUUUAUAAGCUACACCUGUCACUAUUCACUUAUGACUUAUUCACUACCUAGACCUGCCUACUUAGUUACUUCUUUACUUUCCCAAAUUUGUACUUUCCCAAAGGCUGUAUAAGAGGCUACCAUAAAUAAAAUAAUCAAUAUUAGCAAGUAACAGCUACUACACAUGUUUUUAAUUAUUAGUACAAUUACCUGAGAUGACAGGAUUAUGAUCAAAUGUGACAUCGUCUUCUAAAAAACACGAGAGUGACUUUUGGCCGUGGCGUGAACCUAACACUCUAACAUUUGUAAAUACUCUUGAAGGCUCUAAUUUACUGCUUUGGAUACUGUUGUCAGUGUGAUGUACUGUUUACACAAUAAAUGCAGUAUUAAAAUCAAUGGAUUUUCUAAUUUUUCUGUGGAAUGAUAAAUUAUUAAUAUCUAGUAAAAUAUAUAGUGCUGCUGAGAGUAGAUAAGCCUAGAUAUUCAUCAAUAUUUGUGAUGAGCUCAAAGUUUGCCUAUAAAGUUAAUGUCUGAAAACAAAAGUGAUUUUCUAAUUACAAAAUGUUGGAAUCCUUAUGACUAUGAUGAUUAUUUAACUCAUUCUUAUUAGUCUACAUCUAUUUUCUAUUGUUACCAAAUCUCAUGUUAAUAUUUUUCUCAUAUUUUUAGUCCAUGGCGCAUCAUGGAAGAUUGUGGUGGAGCUUUCUCCAUGGGGGCCAUAGGAGGAUCAUUGUUUCAUGGUAUUAAAGGUUUCAGAAAUGCUCCAAGUGUAAGUAUUUAUUUUUACAGGUCCUCUGUCGGAAAAGUAUUUUUCAAUAAAAUUAUUACCUUAUAGAUCUAUAGAAUUAGAAUUAAUAUAUGAUUAGACUGUUUGUCAUUAUUUAAUCCCACAAUAUUUAAAAUACCUACUUAAAAGUUCUAAAUAUUAUCAGUAUUUUAAAAUUAUCUCUAAUUAUGUAAAAUUAGUUAUUUUAACAUCAUCGAAAUUAAUAUAGUUUUGUUUCCACAGGGUAACUACAGACGUUUAAUCAGUAGUUUUGUUACACUUAAAGAGAGAGCUCCAAUAGUUGGAGGUUGGUAAAUCAAUCCUACAUUUGAAAAUUAGGCUCUUUUGAGCAAGAUUAAUGAAGAAAGUGCAUGAUCUGAUAUGACUUUUUUUUUAAAGCUCAUAUACUGUUUAAUAAAGUACCCUGCGAUGCAAUUUUUUGGGGCUUUUGGUAUGGUAAUUAAAUUAUUUGAUGUACAGUCAAACCAGCUUAUAUCGACCUCGGUUAACUCGCUAACCCUAUCAUGUCGACGUUUUUGAAGUGGAACUGCCCAAUUCUCUCUUUGUCUUAGCAUUUUCCCCUUGGUUAUUUCGAUUCUUUUAUGUCGCCGAACCCUGGUAUCUCUAGCACAAAAGGCGGUCAAAUUUGCCACUUUGCGUCAGUUAUUUUGAUCCCCUGAAUGAUCACCGGCUUUUGAAAUCCACAAGUAGAAAUUGCAAACAACAAACAAACAAGUUUUGCAUAAUUAAAAAUAAUUAUUUAUUUCUGAAAAUACAGGAGUGAAAGAGUGCUUGAUUUUUUUGGGACACACUCCCCACCCCCUAAACUCGUACGUACAAGGAGCUUUUAGCCCCAUCCCUAUAAAAAAAAACCAAAGACAUCAAACAAUAUUAUGGGUAAUUGUGAUGUCACAGGAUAAUUUUUUGUUUGUUUUUUAAAAAAUGAAUCGGGUGUUUAUACAGCCGGCAAUUUGGCCAGCCCAGUGGUCCCCAUAUUAUGCGUCGCUCUGGGUGCGAAGUUGCCCUCAGUCAGGCAGGGCUAUGAGAAUGGGGCAAAGAGGGCAGUCACAGCGGGAACCAAAUUAUAUAUCAAAACAAUCCAAAAUAUAAACAAUCAACACUCCCAACCCCUCAGUGGGCCGCAGUUAAAUAUCAAAUGUUGACCGGUCCGCGGCAAUAAAAAGUUUGGGGACCACUGAUCUAGAUCAUCGGUUAUUUCAUCGCUUUAUGGCAAACCCCUAGGCCGUCGACAUCGCCAGGUUCUACUGUAUUUACAUCAGAUAGACAAAAAGCCAUAGAUUUGGUGGGUAUGAAAGGAUGUGGUUAUGGACUGUAGCACUGGUGAGGAUGAUGAUCUAAAAUAAUAUAAUUUUAAGAUUUAAUGAUUGUGCAAUUUUUUUAUGAUAAAACAGGACAUAUUGCAGAUCUGAAAACUUAUUGUAUUAAAAACUUGGAAUACAUUUUAUUAGCAACAUCUUACUAAUUGUAAUAUUCGAUUACCACAUAAUUUUAAAAAAAAAAACCUUUCUCAUUAAAACAAAGCAAAAGAAUGAAGCACCUAUUCCCAUAAAACAUGUUGAAUGGGACAUCUCUUUGAUUUUCUAAAAUAAAAGCAUAAGUUUGAUGUAAUUUUUCAUGUUGUAAACUACAGUUUUGUAUCCUUAUCCUUAAAUAUUUAAUAAAUUGUAAACAUUAAUUAUUGAAAAAUCUUUGUCAAUGGUGCGUUGUUUAGCUUAUUUUAUUAUUAUCUCAGGAAACUUUGCUGUGUGGGGUGGUCUAUUUUCUGCCAUUGAUUGUACAAUGGUGUACAUGAGAAAAAAGGAAGAUCCUUGGAAUUCCAUCACAAGUGGAGCCCUUACUGGUGCAAUCCUCUCAGUUAGAAGUGAGUAUUUAUGUGCCAGACAGGUAGGUAAAUUGUAAUCUUUUCUAUAAAAUGUACACUUUUACUGCGUCAUUUCAAACAAUAUGUGAUUGAGUGACAAACGUAAGUCCUUAUCAAUAGAUAUAUUGCAUAUUUGACAACUAGAUGUCAAAACUGAAUUUUGCUGCUGAUCUUGUUCAACAGUAUUUCAUUUGUCUUUAUAAAUGUCACAACAAGAGUUAAUGAGUUUACUUAAUUGUCCAAAUUUGGUAUUCCUCUUACAGAAGAGUGCACUAUUAAAUUAAAUAUGAAUAUCAGUCUGUUGUCUAUUUAAUUAUUUUGCGUUGCAAGUAAACUUCAAAGUUUAUCUAAUUUUUUCACAAACAUAAAUAUAAUUGGCUGUGUCCUCCAGGGUUUAAUGAAAGCAAAUCUCAAUAUGUUUAUCAUCUUUAAUUUCAGAUGGAACAGGGGCCAUCAUUGGGUCUGCAAUUAUCGGUGAGGCAUUUAAGAAAUUUACUUAUGUAUGGGAAUGCGACAAUCAUGUAUCAUAUCAUCAACUGUUUUUCUUUUACUUAAAUUUUUUUAUUUAAAAAUAUGUCAGUGUUGUUGAUUGAUAUAUUAUCUUUGUGAUAGAUAUAUUAUGAAAUGUAACUGUGUGCAUGAUCCACUUUUUUUAACAUUACAUGGAGUAAAACGUAAACCAAAUUAGUGGAAAUAUUUUUGCUAAUUAUUUUGUACCCCACAGGUGGUGUUUUACUUGCCCUUAUUGAAGGUUUUGGAAUUAUGUUCACAAGAUUUACAGCGGAACAAUUUAACCCUGGUGAGUCAAGUAUAAUUUGGAAAUAUUUAAUAAUACACUUUAGGAAAGAUUAAGCUCAAAAUUUUUUAGUUUGCAGUGCUUUUAAUGACUAUGGUAUCAAUUGUGUUAACAAAUUGAAAAAUGUAAAUGUUAUUUUAUUGUUUUAGUCCAUUUUUAUGUAAGUAGUUGAAUUAUUAACGUUACGCAGACCUGCCAACCCUUCCGAUUUUAUCGGAAUUAUACAGAUUUUUUAUCCAUCAUUCCGACCUUCCGACAAACCCCUUAAAAUUCUGAUUUUCCGAGCCUUACUAUUUUUCACCCGUAAUAAAAAUCCAAAAGCAAAAAAAAAAAAAUUUUUUUAAUCGGGUAUGACAGGAGGUGGGGCAUUCGGAUGAUGCCACUUCCUUUGUUUUUACGAAGUGUCAACAUGUCCGUCGACCGGACGAAUAUGUUCUCGAGAUAUUCGUCUGGCUAUUAUAUAUUCAACCAAGUCACAUGACCGCUGUAACAAAGUUGCGUGAGAUAUAUGUCCGCCAGCCUUGUACAGUGACCUCUAAUGGUUGAUCAGACUUUAUGGUACUUCAUUUCAACAAAUUCAAGAUAGUCUGGAUAUUUACAUGAAAAAGAAAUAUGUUCAAUUCAAAGAAAUACUGGAACCAUUUCUGGUAUAUAUAUAAUGAACAAAUGGUUAAAAGUGUUAAAUAAAACUUUACAUGCCUGCCGGAUGAAUAUCUCCCACACUAUUUGUCUGCACUAAACAAAACAUACAACUUCAGAUAAAAGCAGUGAAUCUACGACAUCCAUGUCUAAUUUCUUUGCUAAGGCUUCCGACGAUUCAGUUAUCAUAUUGGAAGUUUACCACCUUUCUUAUUGAAAGAAUUAUUGCUUUAGCCAACUCUGAUCAUUUUAAUGCCAGAAUCAAAGAAAUGUUUCCAGAGUCACAGAUUACUAGAAGAUUGUGAAGAAAAAAAUACAUUGAAACAAGGGCAAGCAUGAAAAUUAAUACGCUUUCUAACUUGCUUGUAACUAAAAUCAAUUGCAAUGCUAACCUUCAGUUGUCCAAAGAGCUGUUGGACAAGUGCAAAAAGACCACUAGGGAUAUGCUGGAAAAAUGAAAUCUCAGCAGCCUUUGUACAUAUGUAUAUAUAAAAGUGAGAGUUUGUUUGUGGCUGGCUGGAUUUGUUCCACAUACUUUUUUACAUGGAUUGAUGGAUCUUGACCAAACUUGGCACAUAUAUCCAUCAUUAUCCGGAAGGAACUCUUAAGGGGUUAUGAACUUUUUUUAUUACAUUACUUUUGGGGCUGGGGCCCCGAAUUUGUUUUUUUUUCUAUAUGAGCUAUAUAAAAAGUUUUAGAAACAAGUACUCCUGCAGGAAUAGAUUGAUACUGACCAAACUUAGCACACAUACACUUGAUUAUCCAUACUCAAAUUCUGAAGGGUACUGAAUUCAUAAUAUCCAAUCCAUGCAGGGCCGAUCUAGUAUGUAAAUAAAAUGGAUAUAAUGUUCUGUCUAUAAACAUAUCCAUUAAUGAUUUUCUCAUGUUCUGUUGACUCUUCAAAGACAAUUAAGGUAACUUUAUAUUUAUUAAUUUACAAAAGAAGGCUUGUGCAUUAGUAUGUAGAACUUAAACCAACGCCCGCGCCCCCCCCCCCCCCCCCCCCCCCCUUUACAGAUAUAUUUUGUUGGCAGGUCUGAUUACCACUUUUCUAACUUUAUUAACUAAUUAUUAAGUAAAUUAUCUAUCAUAGUGAGAUCACUUAGAUAAUACUUCUUUUGUAUGUUAAUUACAUGUUUAUACCUUGCAGCCAAUCGUAUGAUGGAAGAAGAUCCUGCCCUCUCUGGGCAACAGUACCCUACAGUAGGUUCUAUAGGUGCACAAGAUGGUAGCUCAAUAUUUGGCUCUCAACACUCAUAUCAGUAGCAGAGUAAUUUAAGUAUGUAAAUAAAAAAAAAUUAAAAUAUGUGAAAGAACAUAGGUUUUGCCCAGCACAGCAAAGUUUCCCUGUACAGUAUGUUGGACUGUUGGUCAUCAUGAACAUCCUAUGCUCUACACUGUUGUAUGUAAUGUACAACGUCUGAUAUUUUAAUUCUAAAUUCAGAAGCUUUGAAGUCUAAGCAAGCUAUAUCAACGUCUUGUAGUUAAAACAUUGAUUGUCAUUUCUCUUUUAUGAAGCACAUCUUCAUAAUGGUAGUGGUGACCUUUUACAUAAGUUAUAGAGGACACGCUCUCGAGUAUUCUCCUCAAAUUAAUUAGUUUUCAGAGAAAAAAAUAUUUUUUAAAAUGUUAAAUCUGCUUCCAGAAGAUACCACAUUAGUUUCUCUAAAUAUAACAAAUUUUAGUCAGCAGUGUUUGGCUUUUGUUGUAAAUUUUUUUUUUUGAUCAAAACUGUUUUUUUUUUCUUUGUUUUUUUUUUUUUUUAAUGUUGUUUGUGAUUAUAAUUUUUUCAUUUUUUUUAUUUUUUGUUUUUUUUUUCUGAAAACUUAUUCAUUUAAAAUAAACCUGGUGAUUAUUUUCUGUCACCUUGUUGUUUUAAAAAAAAAAAAAAAGAAUACAUACAUUCAUAAUGUUGCAUUAUGUGGUCAUGUUUUUUUUUAUUCAAAUCACCUGACAUCGGUAAAAUGUUUUGUAAUAUGGAAAAGCAAUUCAUUUAAAGGAAAGAGUUUAAAUCUCAAACAUUGGGUUUAAUGACAAAUAGGGUCUUAAAGUGCUUAGGGUUCAUUUGGAUCAUUUUUACUCAUGUGCAAUUUGUAUUGCAGGCCCUAUGCUAAUUUUCCCAAAGCAUUUUACUAUAAAUAAAUGUUAAAUAUUUUUAACUGUCAAGUCAAAUAUGUAUCACACUGUACAUAAUCUCCAUUAAAGCAUUUCUAUUUAAAACAUCUUUGUUAUUAGAUUUAUUUUUGAAAAUGUGUAUCUUUUUAACAAAAAUGUUUAUGUUUGUGAGGUCUAUGACUUAUUUAUAAAGGGUUUAUUUUUAGCAUUAAAAACUGGUCUCUUGUGCUGUGGGAGAAGUUAAUUUUUAAAAUUAAAAGUACUUGGCUGUCUUAUAAGGCGGUAGUUUCACUGUGAGUUACAAUGCAAACCCAAAAUAAGGGAUGGGUAUACCACAUGCCUACAAAGAGGGGGGGGGGGGGACGACACCCCCCGCAUAUUUUUAGAAUAAUUCUUUUAUGAACUACCCCAUAUAUAUCAAAGAAAUAACACAAGAGUUUGACAUGUUUUAUGUAAGAGAUAAAAAAAAAUAAGGGAUGGGUAUACCACAUGCCUACAAAGAGGGGGUGGGGGGACGACACACCCCGCAUAUUUUUAGAAUAAUUCUUUUAUGAACUACCCCAUAUAUAUCAAAGAAAUAACACAAGAGUUUGACAUGUUUUAUGUAAGAGAUAAAAUGGUGGUCUGACAGCUUAUAGACAACUUUUUUAAACACUUGUUUUAACAUAAGGAGAUCUUCUGUUUUUUAAGCUCCAGUUUGAAUAGUGCAAAGGGAAUUUUUUUAAAAUUAAUAGAUAUUGCUGUUUAUUUCUCCCAUUAAAUAUUAUGAAAAACAGUCGCCAUCUUUAUCCUGACAUAUUUUGUAGUUGUAGACUUUGGGAGUUUAGUCCAUUGUAUCCAUCCUCUACAAUAAGUCAUCCAUUUGAAAGUUGUUUUUGUUAGGUGGCCAUGUCCUGAUGGGAGAGCUAAAGAUUUCUUGCAUGAAGACUAACAAAUAAUUUUUUAAAAAUUACCAGUAAAAAUAUUUGAUAUCAUAUUAUUUUUAAUAAAUCAAGGAAAUAUCAGAGCUAUCAUAGAUUAAAGAUAAUAAACAAAAUAUACAAGAACAGGCCCUUUUGUGCUUUAAAAAAGAUUAUUUUUUUUAACACAAAAAGGUAUGUGACAGAAGUUUUCAUUUGGCUACUGAAAGUAUGUAAGAUGUUGAAGUAAAUGUGUUGGUUCUUGUUGGUCACAUUUUGACAGAUGCAACAUGAGAAUGUCGAGGGAUGGAAGUGAUCUGGUCAAUGCUAAGCAAUACUAUUGAAAAGGCUGAAAUAUUAAUUGUACAACUAUUUUAAGAGAAGUUGAGAUAGGUUAUCAAUGAGUUUAAAUUUAAGCAGGUGCUGACAAUGAUGCAUGCCUUAAUCAUAGCAAUAUUAGCGUAAUACCAAGGCUGGCAAUUGGUUUAUGUUUGGUGAAGGGUGUAGAAGAGAUUUAUGACUUUUGAAGUCUAAUGAGUUUUGUUUGAAUCCAUGGUUUUAAAGUAUUCCAAUGUAAUCCAAGAAUGGUCUUGUGUGAGAAAUUAGCUGGUUAAGGUCAUUGAGCUCAUGCAAGUCUGAAGCUUUCUGGUUCACCACUGACCUGGAAUGUCUCCACCAGGAGUGAUCAUGAACAGAGACUACAAGUCUUUUUUAGAUUCAUGAUAAUCUGUCUGAUGCCAACACCAACCAGCAACUGUCACAAUGAGUUCAAUUAGACUAAAUUUGUUCACAUCAAGUUUUAGUUUCAUUGGUGUUGUCCAGGCUCUAUUAAUAACUAAACUUUACAACUCAUACAGUAUUGUAUUUGUAUGGAGCUUAAUGAUAUUGGGUUUGUCAUAUGUAACAGACAACCAAGGCCAACCUUGCAAAAGUUGUCAAAGCUUUUGAUAAUUAUUAAUAUUCACAUGGAUUUCACAAUUAUUUGAACACUAUGGUACUAAAAAGUAAUAUUUCAUCCAUUGUAAACAAUUACUGUGAUAAAGAUGUAAAUAAUAUGCAAUGUAGUAAUAUUAAAUGCAAAAUAUUUUAUGUUAAAAUGAAACAUAAGUUUCUUUGGGCAAUGCUUGGAAGUUAAAUUCAAUACUUUGUUCCAAUAGAAAGGACAAUACUUACUAAUAAAAAUUUACAAUUUUGUUAACUUCACAAAUAUACUAACUCAUAAGGAGCGCUUGUAAUUAACUGCAGGUUAUACAACUUUUGCCAUAUUUUAAAUAUUAAAAUUCUACAUAACUUUUUUUUUUAGAAUCCCUCUUAAAUUGUUAAAGAAACAAAAUUUAAAAAUGAUAUUUCAUAAGAUACUCUUGUCAUGCAAAAAAACAUAAUAAUGUAAUAAAUAUGUCAUGAUACAGAAAAAUAAAGCAAAAAAUAAAUGAAACCAAUUGUAAGGUGCAACACAGUGUCAUAAAUCAUAUGAAUAACCCAAAAAAAAAAAAUUAUUUUUAAGAAAUGUACAGUUUAAAAUGAUUCUGUGCAUUGUAAAAAAAAAUUUACGCUUCUGGCAUUAUUUUUGUUCAUCUCUGAAUCAGUACAGUACAUUUUAAUUUUGGAUUCGCCAUAGUUUUUAUGAAUCAUUUUCUAUCUGGAUUGGAUUGAAACAUUUUAAUGUGGCACAUGUACUACCGAUAGGUAUCUCUGCUUAGAAUUAAAAGUAAAUAAAACCAAGGCUAGCAACUCUGAAUGCAUGGAAUGUUAUUUGCAGAACAAACCAAACAUGAACAAGAUUGUAACCCUCAGAUAGUUUUAAUUAAUAAUAUUUCUUAUGAAUCCUCAUCUGAGUUUGAGGCGUUGUCAAUAAUUUUAGACUCAUUGAUGUCCUUAAAGCAGAGAUUGAUUUUUUUUACAUUAAAAAAAAAAUCUUUAACUGUACCGGUAAUUAUGAACUUAUUGGGUUUAGGUGAAUGCCAAAAUGUCUAUUGAAAUUAAAUUAUGGAAACUUAAAUAGAGCUGCUCAAACAAGUAAGCAUGAAAUGUGGCACAUGCCAUGCUUCACAGUACAGAUGAGAAAACAAAAAUAUGAUCAUUUAAGAAAAAAUUCAGUAAAAGAAAGGCACUGAAUAAUCAAAGAUUCAUGAUUAUAUCACAAACAAACAUUGUAUAGUGUGGGCUGAUUAAAUAUGUAAUUACUAUUGGAAGGAUAACAAACGAUGUAAAUGUGAGGUGAAUUUUGGUUUUGCUCUCACACUAAAUAACAAAAUAUGUGAAGCUGAAUAAUGUGGGAAAGUUAUAUAACAAAAAGAAAUACUAAAUAUGUGGAGCAUUUAGUUCAUAUUAAACUUUAAAUAUAAAUCUCAAGGCUAUCUUCACUGAAUCUUAAAGUCAUUCAAAUAAUGAACUAAGGCAUCAUGUACUUAAAAAGUAUUUUCGGCCUGGAUAUCAAAGUCAACUCAACUGUUUUAACUCAUUACACCAUUUCUUUCCCAAGUUAUUGAUAUUUGAAGUUUAAUGCAAGUUAUGUGGUGAUAUACAUUAAAUUAAUCAUGGCAAAAACUUCAGUUAUCUGCCCUACUCUCACAACACACAUGUGAAUAAAUCCCACACUAAGAUGUGUACACAGAGCCAUCUGGUGUACACUGCAACCCCUGCUAUGGGGCCUUAGCUUUUCGAGGAGCCCAAAUUAGCGAUGGGGGGAAAGAGUGGCACAAAACCAAAAAGUGCCCCCCACCCCCUCCAAAAGUCAUAUUACAAGUGUUUGCAAACUUUAACUUGCAAUUGUUAAAAAGUAAAAUUGUUUUUAAACUGAUUUUAAGUAAUGAUGAUGCCCUGGCCAGCAAAGAUGAAGAUGCCUUCAUUAGCCUCACGAGUGAUUAAAAAUGACUACAUACAUACCUUUCUCUUUAAGUAAGUGUUUAUUUUGCUUCAUUUAUAUAAGAGUUAGUAUGCUUAGCAUUAAAAUAAUCAAACACACUAUUAUUCAAAGUAUUCACUGAUUUUGUUUCAAAAUUCUCUUAUUCACCGGAUAUUGUUAAAGCAAAGAAAAUUGAUCUGAAUACUAUUACUAUAACAAUAAAUCAGUGCAACAAAAAGUUUUUAAAAUGAACCCAAUUUAAGGCAAGAACCAUGUCAAUGAUAUACAUAAUAAAAUUAAGUCACAACUUCACAAUAACUUAGUUGGGAAUGUCUAACACUACAUACAGGAAAAUUCAGAAAUGUGUAAAAAUACAAGAGGGCAUUCACAGAGUUCCAGAGAUUUUUCCUUAAAGCUUUUCAACACCUCAUAAAUUAUCAAGCACAAUAAAUAUUGUAUAACAGUGUACUUGAAGCAGCACUCUUAAAAUAAUGUGUUUAUAUAAGAGAACUCGAUACAUAGAGGACAGAAAAACAUAUUAUUGUGUAUAUUUCUUUACAACAUCAAAUUUCAUCAAUAUUAUUUUUAUUGCCUCAAGCUAAUUCAAAAUUUAAUGUUUUUAUUAAAUAGGCUCAUUUUACUUUGCCUAUACUUGGCUAAGUCUAACUUGAGAAAGUUGAAUCAAAUGUGGUCCUAGAAUUAAACCUUGCUGGCUGCAUUUAUCAAUAUCAGUAACAUUUUGAAUGUAAAGUUUUAUUUAAAAAUUUAAUUACAAAAUUUAAAAAAAACAUAUCUGGGUAACAAAAAUGCUGAACAGCUAAUUUGUAAUUCAAAACAUGAACACCAGUAGUUAAUUGUGAACAUGGUCUAAUAUUGCUAGGUAAGACCUUACUUAAUAUACUAACAGUUAUAGAACAAUCUAAAAAUAAAAAUACAAUUCUCUUUGUAUGAAAGUAUGGAGCAAUGGUGCAUUCAAUAAAAUUGUACUCAAUGAGAUUCUUAAAAAUACUACACAAGUUUGUUUUGUGUAUAAUAUUUUCUUUUGCUUCACAGAAAUAGUCUCAAUUUAAAUAAGAUGAAAUUAAUCUACUGUGCAAAAGGAGGUGGGACAUUA